This is a messenger RNA of Orussus abietinus, 4772 nucleotides long. RefSeq names its product synaptojanin-1 (gene Synj). Gene Ontology annotation, biological process: phosphatidylinositol dephosphorylation; synaptic vesicle endocytosis. The coding region runs from base 858 to 4331 and encodes 1157 amino acids. The transcript has 7 exons. Gene Ontology annotation, molecular function: nucleic acid binding; phosphatidylinositol-4,5-bisphosphate 5-phosphatase activity. The record is from RefSeq and is a predicted model, not a curated record. NCBI's taxonomy places the organism in Eukaryota, Metazoa, Arthropoda, Insecta, Hymenoptera, Orussidae.
UUAAAUCCUUUUAUUUCGUUCCAAUUCACUUCGAAUACUCGAAUACUCGUCCACCUGCAAGGUCGAAUUCAACCGAAUUCCAAAUUGCGAUGUCCUCGAGAUCAAUCGGGUGCAUGAGGUGCGCACGCACCGGUAAAGAGAAACAAACCAUUGCACACAAUCGACUAUGUUAAAGGAUGUUUAUCACUGCUUAUCACAUAGAUGAAGAGGAUCCCUGAGUUGGGCCCAUGGCGGGGGCGGGUAUCAGGAGGCAAAUUCGCGAGUAGCCCGCAUUCUUCACCGAGGGCAGCAUAGAACGCGAUCUCACGACUCAGCCCGUGAGCAAUAUCCCAACUCAUCUCUGGGUAGGAAAGGGAGGGAGUAGCAGGUGCGCGCAGGUGGCAGAGCGAGCGUCAUCAGCAUGGACCAAUCAGGGUGCGAAAUCGGGCGGGCCAACUAUCUACCUGUUCCGUGGGAAAGAAGAGGUUAGGGGUGGCCUCGGCGUAGUAAGCGGGAAGUAGCGGGAAGCAGCGCGGAGGAUUGGGCUGGAUCGGGUGAACCUGUCUUAUCUCUGCUCGCGAGUUGCGGUAAAAUUCGCUGGCUCGGUUGGCCGACGUUGGCGCGAAACGGUCGUAACUAGUAGCGCUGACCAAUGCUGGCCGAUGAAACAUAGGAGGCAGAUGGCACCUUCCUAAUCGUUUGCACAUACACUUGCAGCGCCGAGAGAGGCGGGGGGUCGACACCACACCGAGCCCUUGGUCACCGACGUGCAUUCCCGUGCACGCUCCUAUGUGCGCCUCUCCGCAUGACAUUCGCCCCUUUAGACCUCGAGCCCUUGAUUCAAUCGGUCGCACAUUGUCGGCAAACACUGCUCAACAAUGGCGAUGGGCAAAGCCUUCCGGGUUUAUGAGAAGCUCAAGCCGCCGAGUCCGCAUUCCCUGAUCUUGGAGCAGCGCAACCGCAAGGAGACGGUCCUCUUCGAGUCUCAGGCCGUCGCCGUUCUCUCUGCAAGAGAAACGGAAUCACUGAAAGCUCAGUAUUCAAAAUUGUACGAUGCUUAUGGCUGCUUGGGCGUGCUUCAACUCAAUGCCGGGGAAAACACGUUAUUGUAUCUGGUGCUGGUUACCGGAUGCUUCUCGGUUGGCAAAAUCGGGGAGACCGAGAUUUUCAGGAUCACGCAAACUCAUUUUGUGCCGAUGCAUUACACUCAAGGAAACGAGGACAGAGUUUCUGAAGUGAGGAAGGUUCUGAAUUCGGGCACAUUUUAUUUUUCUUGGUCUGCGGGACAACAGGAUGCUCUUGAUAUCACGCUUGGAGUGCAAAGGCGAUAUAGGUCGACCACCACCGAUAAUAGAUUCUUUUGGAACCGAAUGUUACAUAUUCACCUGCUGAGAUAUGGGGUAAAUACGAGUCAGUGGUUAUUAAAAGCCAUGUGUGGCAGCGUAGAAAUUAGAACUGUAUACGUUGGCCAUAGACAAGCACGUGCCGUCGUUGUAUCCAGAUUAAGCUGUGAACGGGCUGGUACCAGGUUCAAUGUAAGGGGCACCAAUGACGACGGGCACGUGGCUAAUUUUGUUGAGACCGAACAGGCCAUCUUUUUGGACAACGAAGUGACAUCUUUUCUACAGACAAGAGGAUCCGUACCUUUAUUCUGGGAACAGCCAGGUAUUCAAGUUGGUUCCCAUAAAGUAAAAAUUUCUCGCGGCUUCGAAGCUUCGGCACCGGCGUUUGAUAGACACCUAAGUACGAUAAAGAAGAGGUAUGGUCAACAAGUCAUCGUCAACCUGCUCGGAUCCAGUCUCAUAGGAAGCAAAGAAGGCGAAGCAAUGUUGAGCCAACUAUUCCAAUCCCAUCACACCACUUCUCGCCAUAAAGACGUUCCUCACAUCCUGUUUGAUUACCAUCAAGAGUGCAGAGGAGGCAAUACCAAGAACCUUUCAAAACUGAAAGCAAAAAUGGAAAAAUAUCUGGAGGCCUUUUCUCUGUUCUAUGCACUUGGCAAUGCAGUGAUUCACGAACAAAUAGGUACAAUUCGUACGAAUUGUCUAGAUUGCCUAGACAGAACUAAUUGCGUUCAGACUUUCUUUGCACUGGAAAUUCUAGCUAAGCAGUUAGCACUGUUGAAGUUGCUAGAGAAGCAACAGAUGGUCUCAAGGUUCGAAGAAGUGUUCCGUCAAAUGUGGAUCAACAACGGUAACGAGGUCAGCAAAAUCUACGCUGGUACAGGUGCUAUCCAAGGCAGCUCGAAAUUAAUGGAUGGCGCACGUUCAGCUGCCCGAACGAUUCAGAACAAUCUCCUGGAUUCCAACAAACAAGAAGCCAUCGACAUCCUCCUGCUAGGCUCUACAUUGAACACCGAAUUAGCUGACAGAGCCCGAUUACUUUUGCCGUCCAAUAUGCUUCACGCCCCUCCGAGUGUUUUGAGAGAGAUGUGUAAGAGAUACAACGAAUACGUCGACACCAUGAGACUCAGGGUGAGCGUGGGUACCUACAACGUUAACGGAGGAAAACAUUUCCGAAGUGUCGUAUAUAAAAGUGUUUCCCUCUCCGACUGGUUGCUAGACGCACCUCAAAAAUGCCCUGCCUCGAUGACGGCCGAGGUCGACGACGUACCCGUGGAUAUAUUCGCAAUUGGAUUUGAAGAGAUCGUCGACCUGAACGCCAGUAACAUAAUGGCUGCCAGCUCCGACAAUGCCAAGGCUUGGGCCGAGGAGUUGCAGAAGGUAUUGUCGAGGGACAACGAAUACGUGCUGGUGACUUAUCAGCAAUUGGUAGGCGUUUGCCUGUACCUCUUCAUAAGACCCGAGCAUGCACCGUACUUAAGGGACGUUGCUGUAGACUGCGUAAAAACUGGCCUCGGAGGAGCAACCGGUAACAAGGGGGCGGCAGCCAUAAGAUGCGUCCUCUAUUCUACCUCGUUUUGUUUCGUUUGCGCACACUUUGCCGCUGGCCAGUCUCAGGUUAACGAACGAAACGCCGACUAUGCCGAAAUCACGAGAAAGAUCACCUUCCCUAUGGGACGAACCCUGAAUACUCACGAUUACGUCUUCUGGUGCGGGGACUUCAACUACAGAGUCGACAUGGACAAAGAAGAGACGAAGGAAUUGAUCAGGAGGAACGAACUCGAUCAAAUACUGCAAUACGACCAGUUGAGAAUUCAACAAGAUCAGGGAAACGUCUUUAAGAACUUUUUAGAGGGGCCCGUCACGUUUCCUCCAACGUACAAGUACGACGUCUUUUCCGAAGACUACGACACUAGCGAGAAAUGUCGACAGCCAGCAUGGACCGAUAGAGUUUUGUGGAAGAGGCGCAAACAGAUACCAGACAUAGAUUCUUCGACGGAUUGGAACCCAGGCCACCUGGUAUAUUAUGGCCGUGCCGAGCUGAAGCAAAGCGAUCAUCGGCCCGUAAUCGCGAUAAUAGACAUAGACGUCCACCGGGUGGACCCUGAAAAGCGAGAACUCGCGUUCAGGGAAGUAAUCGAGGACCUGGGGCCUUUGGAUGGUACCAUCGUCGUGAAGGCUGUGGAAGAAAACGAGGACAUCGACAGCAUCUUCGACGACAGUUUCAUGAUAGCUCUGCUUCAGGACCUGGCCCACAUCGGAGAAGUGAUCCUGGUGAGGUUCGUCGGCGAGACGAUUUGGAUUACUUUCAGAGACGGCCAAUGCGCCCUGGCAGCCGCGAGGAAGGGGUCCACCCAGGUCUGCGGACAGUCGCUGAAAUUGACCCUGAAAUCUCCAGACUGGGUGCGCCUUAUAGAGAAGGAAAUCGAGAUUUGCAGUAACACCACCGAGAGCACGAUCCACUCGGUGGACGCGUCCAUGGCGGGUACUCCCGUUCAAGGGAUGUCCCAGCUAGACAUAUCCGAUGGGGUUUCCUCUGGAAGGACGAGUCCCAACGGAGGACACCCGCCUCCUAGACCGGCUCCUCCUAGUCGCCCUUCUCAGCCACCCAGGAGUCCGGCGCAGGAGCGUCACCAGGGUCCUCGCGCCGGCGUCUUUAGCGUAAUGUCCAAUCAAUUCGCGGCCGCACCCCUGCCUCUUGAGAACAAGGAGAUAGAGCAUCCGGAGAGGUCGUCCCCCGAGUCCGCGAUUUACGAAGAAAUUCAAGACGGCUCACCGAAUUAUCCUGUGCCUAACAGGCCUCCGCCGCUUCCUCGAGCGGACAAUUCCCAGGAGAUUAACUUGCCGCCUCCGAAUUGCGCUCCCCCGCCGCUUCCUCAGAGACAAGUUCCGCUGGCUCCUCCGCAACAUCCGCCGCCGAGCUUGCCUUCCGCACCGCCGAAAGUCCCACCACCUGUUCCGGCCAGGACCACCGGUGGACCUCCGAUUCCUGCUAGAAACCCCCACUAAAAAUUAAUUCCGAAACGCGAUCCAAUUAGCCAGUCUUAGCCAACCAGAUUAGUCGACCGAUUGAAGCGCCAAUUGCAACCAGCGCGUCGUUUGCCAACAAAGGGAAGACUAAUCUGGACCCUUCAUGUGCGCCUAGUACUUAGCUAAUCGUAAUAUCUCUGGAAGACUUCCAUUUGUUCGUCCCUCGAGGACGUAGGUACCUGUAUACUCGCCUCCUGGAUUAAUUGAUCGUUUAUCGAAUCUAAUAUAUCGUAGAUUGCCUUCUGAAAAGCGAGGAAGUACCGGUCGACCGCUGAGUAGACAUUCCUAUGCAAGUCGUCGCACGUUAAAUCAAAGUGGUGGACUACUACUAAUUGGCACCAAAUCGUGCGCGGUAUUCGAGAGAGGGAAAAUGUACUAUUGUUUAUAGUCUAUGUUAUAAAUUUGGAGAAUCUCGAGGAA